AUGGUAGUCGCUCCUAGUUUAAUAUCCGCAAUUCGGGUCAUGUAUCCAUUACUUGCUGGAGCAGCAAUAGCUGGCUCAAUUGCAGAUAUUGAACAUGUCGUCCUAUUCAUGCAAGAAAACCGUGCCUUUGAUCACUACUUUGGGACUAUGGCUGGAGUACGAGGAUUUUCAGAUCCUAAUGUCCAAGUUAAUUCCGGUAAAGCCGUCUGGCAGCAAGACGUCAACUCAAACUUGACGACCUCCGCUUCCUACCUUCUCCCAUGGUAUCUCAACUAUCAAGGCGGCGAUUUCUUGGAAGCUACACAGUGUAUGGUAGCAGGAGACAAUGGGUGGCAAGAUAACCACGCUGCGUUGAAUGGGGGUUUGAAUAACCACUGGGCUACGAACAACACGCCAUGGUCCUGGGGUCACUACAGAAGAAGUGACAUUCCAGUUCAAUUCGGUAUUGCCGAUGGCUGGACCGUUGGGGACAUGUACCAAGAAUCCAUCAUUUCAUCCACAAACCCCAACCGCGUAGUAUGGGCUUCUGGUUCUAUCAACGUCCCUGGCUCCCCGCAAACUGAAUCGGAAGGCGGUUAUCCCUACAUCGACAACAACGAGACUCCUGGCUGCGAGACAGGGGGCUUUAAUUGUUAUCCGCUUUCUUGGAAGACAGCCGCUGAACAUUACCAAGAUGCUAAUGUUUCGUGGGAUGUAUUCCAAGACGCCGACAACUUUGAUGAUAACCCUCUUGCGUGGUUCAAGCAAUUUCAAGAUGCGUUGCCAGGAAGUCAACUCAACAACAAAGGAAUGGUCGGUUCUUCGCUCGAUGACUUCUACGCUCGAGCAGCAAAUGGAACUCUCCCUGCAGUAUCAUAUAUCAUAGGCCCAGCUGAACUCUCUGAGCAUCCACCGUACUCUCCACGAGACGGCGCCUGGCUGCAAAAGAAAGUCGUAGACGCCGUGACGCAGGGCAAAGGAUACGCAGAAACAGCACUCGUAAUUUCGUACGACGAAACGGGAGGAUGGGGCGAUCAUGUAGUACCAUAUCAUUCCCCAUCAGGCACGGCAGGGGAAUGGAUCCAAGAUCCUUACAACGAGGUCGGGUACACUUACAGCGGCCCUGGAUUUCGACUCCCAUUUUGUAUCAUAUCCCCGUGGACACGCGGAGGGGCCGUGUUCACUGAGCACUCGGACCACAACUCUCAAUUACUAUUUGUGGAAGAGUGGCUAGCUGCCAAGGGCAAGAAUGUCACGACGAACGAAAUGGUGCCGUGGAGACGCGAACACAUGUCUUCGCUCGUCAACGCGUUUGACUUUGCGAAUCCCGAUUAUUCUAUCCCCAGCUUGCCCGAUGCACCGGCUCCGCAUACAGAUGCGAGUGGGAACUACGACGGAGCUAGUUACUGCGAGAGUCAACAUAAAGAUACUCGACCACUUGUUCCCUACGACAACCAGAUCGAUGCUAAGAACGUGUCUAGUCUGUCUGAACAGGGAUUCAAGGAGAUGCGCGGUGCGAUGACUGAGGGACGAUUUAUCGUUUUCGAGAUGGGCGGGUACGCACUUACAAAUCCGGGGAAGCCAGCUGGUGUUUUCACAGCCACGAAAGCAACGUUGUCACAUGAGAGUAUUGCGCAGAGAUGGGUGGUGCAUAAUCUUGUGGACGGAGGAAAUACUUUUACGAUUAGUAGUGCGAGAGACGGGAGAUAUAUUGGCAGUCAUACUGCCCUGGUGAAUAGUGAGACUGGUGCCGAGACAUAUACGGUGGGGUUUGCUGCAGGAAAGGGAUAUUCGUUGCAGAAGGAGAAUGGGAAAUAUGUUACUGUUGAUGAGAACGGAGCAGUGCAGAUCGGUGAAGAUGUGACCUACUUCAGAGGAUAUAGCGUCACGUAUGCUAGUUAG
Lachnellula hyalina is the source of this 1881-nucleotide messenger RNA. RefSeq names its product Non-hemolytic phospholipase C. Bases 1 to 1881 code for a protein of 626 amino acids. The record is from RefSeq and is a predicted model, not a curated record. Gene Ontology annotation, molecular function: hydrolase activity, acting on ester bonds. The transcript is spliced from 2 exons. NCBI's taxonomy places the organism in Eukaryota, Fungi, Ascomycota, Leotiomycetes, Helotiales, Lachnaceae.